UCCAGGUCCGCCUGCAGGCCCGGUACGCGGCGCGGGUGUCGGGGCGCCAUGGUGCUGAGCCCGGUGAUCAGGAAGCUGCUGCACAAGCGCGUGGUGCUGGCCAGCGCCUCCCCGCGCCGCCGGGAGAUCCUCAGCCACGCGGGUCUCAGGUUCGAGGUGGUGCCUUCCAGGUUCAAAGAGAAGCUUGAUAAAGCGUCCUUCCCCACGCCUUAUGCCUACGCCAUCGAAACCGCCAAGCAGAAGGCCCUGGAGGUGGCCAGCAGGAUGCACCAGAAGGACCUCCGGGCCCCAGAUGUUGUCAUCGGAGCGGACACCAUUGUGACGGUCGGGGGGCUGAUUCUGGAGAAGCCGGUGGACAAGCAAGAUGCGUACAGGAUGCUCUCCAGGCUGAACGGGAAAGAGCACAGCGUGUUCACGGGCGUCGCCAUUGUCCACUGUUGUACCAAAGACGGCCAGCUGGACACGGAGGUGUCCGAGUUCCACGAGGAGACCACGGUGAAGUUCUCCGAGCUGUCUGAGGAGCUCCUGUGGGAAUACAUCGACAGCGGGGAACCCAUGGACAAGGCCGGUGGCUACGGAAUCCAGGCUCUGGGGGGCAUGCUGGUGGAGUACGUCCACGGAGACUUCCUCAACGUCGUGGGCUUCCCCCUGAACCACUUCUGCAAGAAGCUGGUGGAGCUGUACUACCCGCCCCGCCGAAAGGACGUGCAGCGGGUCAAGCACGACUCCAUCCCACCUGUCGACACCUUCGAGAACCUGAGCGACACGGAGCAGGGCAGCUCAGACCCUGCUCAGGGCAACGAGGGUGGCAGCCACCGAAGGGCAGAGGCGGGCGGUGACAGAGGACAGAUUCCUGCUGGCUCGCAAGGAGCAGACUCCAACGGGACAGUGGGGAUCACACCCCAGUUCCCAGCGGGCCUUCUAGAACUCAUAGACGGCUUCAAAGCAUCAAAGGCCCUGUUCACAGCUUGCAAGCUGAAGGUGUUUGAUGUACUAAAAGAUGAAGCCCCGCUGAAGGCCAUGGAUAUUGCAGGCAAAAUUGAUGCCUCUGUGUGUGGAACUGAACGGCUCCUGGAUGUCUGUGUGGCCCUGGGAUUACUAGAGAAGGCAGACAGAGGUUACUGCAACACGGACCUGGCAGAUCUGCAUCUGGCAUCCGACGGCGAGUAUUCUCUGCACGGCUUGGCCAUGCACAGCAAUGACCACGCCUGGAACCUCUUCACAGACCUGGAGCUCGCCGUGCGGGAGGGAGCCAACGUGGCUUUCGGGAGGAAGGCGGAACACCCCGUUCAGAGCAAGCAGACCAAGCUGCAGUUCAUGCGGGCCAUGCACGGCCUCACCAACCUGACUGCACGCCAGGUGGCCACAGCCUUCGACCUGUCCCGAUUCACCUCCGCCUGCGACCUGGGAGGCUGCACAGGUGCCCUGGCCCGAGCGCUCACCCAGCAGUACCCGCGUCUGAAGGUGACUGUGGUUGACCUCCCGGAGGUCAUCGAGCACGUCCCGUGUUUUCAACCUGAAGGACGGCAGACAGAGCGUAUCAGCUUCGUGCCAGGUGACUUUUUCAAGGACGACCUCCCGGAGGCAGAACUGUACCUCCUUUCCAGAAUUCUGCACGAGUGGCCGGACGACAAAGUGCACGAGUUGCUGAGCCGCGUCUCAGGCAGCUGCAAGCCAGGCGGUGGCAUCUUGGUGGCCGAGACAGUCCUGGAGGAGAAUCGAGCAGCGCGGGGCAGCCUGCCCGCGUCCUUGAACCUGCUGGUGCGGACCCAGGGGCGGGAGCGCAGCCUGCCCGAGUACCGCAGGCUGCUGGAGCAGCAUGGCUUCUGGGACGUCCGGCUGGCGCACGCGGGAGACAGGCUGGACGUGGUCCUGGGCACCAGAGCCUCGCCACCCUGAGGCCCCCGGCAUUACACGCUGCUCUCCCCGGAGGCCCACGGGGGUCCCCGUCCCCACUGUUGGCCGCCAGGUACAACGAUGACCGACAGCUCACCAACCGUGUAACCUAACAGAUUAAAGCAGCAAAAUGCACUUGCUCCAAGCUCAUUUGUGGGUUCCGAGAUGGGGCAGGCCGUGCCCGGAGGGGGUCAGCGCCGGCCAGGGCUCGCCCGGGGUCCCGCCUGCGUGGCCGGAGCCCGUCCGCCUUUGGAAAGGCGGCGCGGCACCCAGGGGCGCCGGUUGGGCGGGAGCCUGGGGCCUGCCCGGCUCUCUCCAGCAGGUGUCAGCGUUCCGCGCUGCCCCGGCCCCACCUG
Molecule: messenger RNA, 2252 nt
Organism: Zalophus californianus (California sea lion)
Lineage: Eukaryota; Metazoa; Chordata; Mammalia; Carnivora; Otariidae
Gene: ASMTL
Product: acetylserotonin O-methyltransferase like
Exons: 13
Coding region: 49-1899 (616 amino acids)
Molecular function (GO): O-methyltransferase activity; nucleoside triphosphate diphosphatase activity
Source: RefSeq, a predicted model, not a curated record